Molecule: messenger RNA, 2353 nt
Organism: Sarcophilus harrisii (Tasmanian devil)
Lineage: Eukaryota; Metazoa; Chordata; Mammalia; Dasyuromorphia; Dasyuridae
Gene: TSEN34
Product: tRNA splicing endonuclease subunit 34
Biological process (GO): tRNA splicing, via endonucleolytic cleavage and ligation; tRNA-type intron splice site recognition and cleavage
Cellular component (GO): tRNA-intron endonuclease complex
Molecular function (GO): tRNA-intron lyase activity; nucleic acid binding
Source: RefSeq, a predicted model, not a curated record
GAGAUUUGGCAACGGGGCGGGGUUGAAUAUUUUCCUCCAGGAAUAUUUUGGGCGAAAUAUUUUGAAAGGGGCGUGGCUUUUAGGGCUCGGAAGGGGCGGGGCUGGGCCCGGGCUGGCUGGGACGGCCGGAGGAGCUACCGGACACGUGGGCACUGGCAGGCUGGGGCGCCCGGCGGUGGCCGGCCCCCCAGCGGCUCUGGGGCCCGGCUCCAUGCUGGUGGUGGAGGUGAAGGCCGGGCAGGCCCUGGUGUGGAGCGCCGAGGCCGCCCGGACGCUGCGGGAACGGCUGGGCGUGGGGGGCCGGCCCGUGGGGAGCCUGGCUCGGGGGCCCCGGCAGAACGCGCGCCUCGGCCUCCCGCUGCUGCUGCUGCCGGAGGAGGCCCGGCUGCUGGCCGAGAUCGGCGCCGCCACGCUCGUCACCGCGCCGCGCCGAGAAUCCGGCCCGCAGGCCCAGGCUGCCGCUGCUUACCGGCGGGAGCAGGAGGCUGGGUUCCGGGAGCAGCGGGCCCUGGCGGCCGAGGCCCGGCAGAAGCGCCUGAAGGACCUGGCCGAGCACAUUGCCCGAGGCCGGGCCAAGAAACAGCGGGGGCCUCCGGAGUCGGGGCAAGGAGAGGAGGGAGGUGAGGGGGAGGGCCUUUGGGGGAGGGGGCCAGGAGUGCCUGCACCCGUUCCACCUCGCCCGCUUUGCUCUUCCCCUUCUCCCAGCAGGCCUGCAGCCCCCUUUCCCAGAACUGCCAUGCUGGUCCAGCUGCCCACGGCUCGCCCCCGGCCAGCCUGGGCCAGGCCCCUGGACUGGCACCACCCAUCCCCGGAUUGGCCCCAUGCUGGAAACCCGGCUCAUGAGCUUCGCUACCGAGUCUACAAGGACCUGUGGGAAAGGGGCUACUUCCUCACCUCGGGGGGCAAGUUUGGGGGCGACUUUCUGGUCUAUCCAGGCGACCCCCUUCGCUACCAUGCCCACUUUGUGGCCCAGUGCUGUGCCCCCGGGGACCCCCUCCCGCUGCCGGACCUCGUCUGUGCCGGACGUCUUGGGACCAACGUGCGCAAGACCCUGCUCCUGUGCUCCCCCCAGCCUGACGGCUCUGUGGCCUACACCUCCCUGCACUGGGCUGGCCUGCCAUGACCGGGGAGGGGGCCGGAGGCCUGCCCCGAGCCUUUGGACCGGCUCCUGGUGCCAUCUGAAUCCAGACGUGCUCCUUGGACUGCAGGAGGAGAGGGGGAGCCGCCUUUUACUGCUUAACCCGGAUCAAAACCUCCGGAUGGGUGCUGACCCUGGGCGCUGGGCCCUCCCAGGAGGCUGAGUCAGCUCCAGCCUUCCCUACAGCUUCCCUCUGGCCUCAGUCUCCUCAUCCCUAAAAUGGGGACUGCAAUAAGGGGCCUAGGCCUCCUCUUCCCCCAUUACAUUAAUCUGAGACAGACAGCUGAACGUUGCAUUGCCGGGAGGGGAUCCUGAAGACCUGAGUUCUACUGUGCCCUUAGACCUGUUCUGGCUGUGUGGUCCCGGGCAAGUCAUUUCCCCUUAUUCUGGGUCAGGAAAAGGGGCUAGCCCCUACUUCCCAGGAUUGCUGUAGAGACUAGCCGAAAUCAUUACUGGAAAGCACUUCCCGCAGUGACUGGCACGCAGUACGCGUGGUGGAAAUGGCAGUAUUUUGCUGUGAUUGUCUUCACAUGUCGACAUUUGGGGCCCUUCUCCCUCCUAUUUGUCCCUCUCUGGACCCUGGGAGCAGCCUAGCCCCAGAGCCCUUGCCGAGUCCUGAGACGAUCUGCUGAACACGACGUUGUCUCAUUGUUUGUUUUGUUUUUAACUUUUAUUUUAAUACUACGUUAUUUCUCCAAUUACAUUCUCUUGCUGUCGUGGUUGUCGCAGAUUCUUUUUUUUUUUUUCUUUAAACUUUUAAUAGUGCUUUGUUUUCCCAAAUAGUUUUCAACAUAUAUUUUGGCAAAACUUUUGUGUUCUAAGUUUUUCUUCCUCUCUCCCUCCCCUCCCCCUCCCCGAGGUAUCGAGCAAUCUGGUGUAGGUCAAAUAAUUGCCGUCCUUUUAAACAUUUCCUUAUUAUUUGUUGUGUUGUGCAUGGAGAAUCGACCAAAAAGGAAAAAACAAACCCGUGAGAAAGAAAGAGUAAAAGGUAAAAAUCCUGUGCUCUGAUCCACUUCCGGUCGCCACAGUUCUCCCUCUGGAUGUGACUGACUUUUCCUAUUCCAAGUCUAUUGGACUUGCCUUGAAUCAGUGGUUUGCUGAGAAGAGCUAACUCCGGCACAGCUGACGUCACAUCAUCUUGUUCCUAGUACAAUCCAACAUUCAUUUUGGUGAGAUUUUCAGUUCCAAUUUCUCUUCUGCCUCCAUUCCCCACCU